AUGAAAAAGCGCAGUCCGCUAAGCGAGCUGCCGAGCCUCCGAUCCCACACCCACGAAAAUUACAGCGACGAACGACAGAAACGGCAGCGCAAAAGUCCUAUCUCGACCGUUCAACCCUCCGACGACCGCCAACUUCCCAACGACUUUCCUUCUCCCUACCGACUCAAGGAAAGACAGCAGCAGCAACAGCUCUCCCCAUCCCCUCCGUUGUCUGCAAUCAUGGCUGCUCUCAACAAGAUCGCGGCCAACAGCCCUUCGCGGCAAAACCCUUCCGAGCUUGAGACCUCCCUCGCAGGUGCUCUCUCGGACCUGGAAACCAACACUCCCGAUCUGAAGGCCGCCCUCAGACCCUUGCAGUUUGUCUCUGCUCGUGAGAUCGAAGUCGGCCACGGAAAGAAGGCUAUUGUCAUCUUUGUCCCAGUCCCCCUCCUCCAGGGCUUCCACAAGGUCCAGCAACGCCUUACCCGUGAACUCGAGAAGAAGUUCUCUGACCGCCAUGUCCUGAUCCUCGCUUCCCGCCGCAUUCUCCCGCGCCCCAAGCGCUCCGCCCGCUCUCGCACCUCCCAGACCCAGAAGCGCCCCCGCUCCCGCACUCUCACCGCUGUCCACGAGGCUAUCCUUACCGACAUCGUCUACCCCGUCGAGAUCGUUGGCAAGCGUCUGCGAACAAAGGAGGACGGCACCAAGGUGCUCAAGGUUAUCCUGCACGAGAAGGAGCGUGGCGGUGUCGACCACCGCCUCGAUGCAUAUGGCGAGGUCUACCGGAGAUUGACGGGACGUGGUGUCAGAUUCGAGUUCCCGCAAAGCAGUGCUACGGAGUUUUAGAGGUCUGAGCGGAAAGAAAAUAAAAAUGUUAAAGUUAAAUUUUCUUCUCUUUUUUCUCGCGCUUGGUUCUUUAAAUAGGAUGUAGGUGCGGGAAACAGGUCUGGGGAGCAGGGUCGGUGUGGAACGCUGGGGUCUUAUUUGUUGCUUUUUCUUUUCCUUUUUUCUCCGGUCAUGGGGGAAGGAAAGGGGCAAUGAAAUAAAAUAAUAAGUUCGGAAAACUUUGUCGUUUUUGAAUGGGAAAUAAAGCGAUGGGUUUCCGCAAUCUUAGCAGUUUUAUGUUACGCUUUUUUUUUUUUCUUUUGUUCCUUUUAUAUAUCAUGUUUUUUAUCCGCCCUCUCACCUACGAUAUCUCUCUCCUGCGUGUUGUUUACAUAAACGAGCUUCCUUAACUGUACGGAAAAUACAUUCACGAGUCUUGAGGAAUUUGAGGAUGAUACCUGAACGAAAAGAGGUGUUGCUGUCCUUGGCACCGUUCUUCCGUACCUUUGGCCACAAUUUGCGACGUUGGACCUGCACAAAAAUGAAAGGAAUGCGACUAGCGGGGCGCACAGGGUACAAACGGAUGCAAAUGCAAAAUUAAAGAUGGUUGGGGAUUGUAAUACCGCCAAUCUGGUAUCGCAUACAAGAAGUGGAAGGUGGUAUAAUAUGCGAGGCACGGGAGUAAACAGAAAGUUAGGUAUCUUGUCGAACAAGUCCGGAAGAAAAAGUAACGAAAAUUCAAGAACGGGAAAAGGACAGUGGUGUGUCUGGAACCAAGCGUAGCUAGUGGCGAUGCCCGUGUCCAGCCCGUUUAAUCCUCCCAAUCCCUAGCACCAUCCAAUAAGCCAGUUCCCUCUUCACCAUCUCCGCCUCCUGCUGCCUCCUUGUAUCAGGUCUCAUACCCAGGUCCUCUGCACCACCUUCAGCCUCCCACUCCACCCGCACAAACACCGGAAUCUCAAUAACAUCUUCAUCUUCUUCCAUUCCAGUCACAUCACUCUCCUCGUCCUCAUCCUCCUCGCCAGGAGCUAAAUCAGGAAGCGACCCCGGCACAACCUCCAUGGCCACGGUCGUCCAGUUCCUUCCCUUAUCCCAUAUCUUUCCUGCUUCGGCGACUUUAUCCAGUCCUGAUCUGGAAGAGCGCGGGUCUUGCGCUGCCGAUGAUGCCAGAGCUUCGUCCCAGACAUCGCUGUUGGCACCCACUUCAAAUUGCGGGCAAAGCAUCGUAACCUUUGACUCGACACGGCCGGGGGUUACUGAUGGGGUAGCUAGGGUGAUACGGAUAGGGUCGAACAUGUGGUUUUUUAGGGUGAUGAGGAAUUGCACGGGUCUACCGGGUUCGAGGGCGUCGAGGUUUACCGGGGGGGAGCUCGCGGGAAAUGGAGGUAAAGGACGCAUGAUCGUGAGUGGAAUGUAGCUGAGGGCUAUUAGACGGAUUCGGAAGCGGGUUGACUGUGGUUUGAAUUCGGGUUUGACGAGGAUGUGUUUGCACGCUUUGCAGCGUUUUGAUCUCUUGGUGCGAAGGAGGACGGGGAGAGGACGUAACUCAUCGACAAAUCUUGUAGAAGGGGGUUGGGAGACCUUUUGCUCCACAGACGCAAGGCCGUCCCAACCACAGUCCGGGGAAGCCAUUUUUUGGAUGAUUGCUUGUUCAGUGUUAGGAUCAGGUAUGUGGAGGCCUUCUGCGGGUGUGAGGGCCUCGCGCAUCACUGGUGGUUUUGACUUAGGCUUUUUGCUACCAGCGCCAUGAAGAUUGCCAAUUCCUGCAGUGUAGAGCGACAUGAUACGGUUUAACGCACUUGGAGAAGAAUAAAAACCUCCUAGUUCGGGUCCAACCAGGGGAUCUGUCGGAGAUGUUGAUGUUUCCGUUAACUGGUUUCUGUAAAAUGACUUCAGAGCAGAGAAACGGGACUCUGGGUCAAUCGUUGCUGGCUUUUCUUCUGAAAAAGCAGUCCCAGCCAAUCUUUCAUCUUGAGAAUCAAGGCCUGUUCCGUCGUCCGGAGAGGUGAGGUUUGCCAGGGGGGAUUUAAUUUCAGGGGAGCUGCGGUUUUGGCCAUUACUUAAUGAGGUAAGCUGAGCACGAAUGUUGGUUGGCUUAUCGAAUUUGAUUCCAAUAUCAAGAGUUGUCCACAUGCAGUAUCCGCAUGACAGUAUCCAAGGUCCGUUCUGGGCUCCAUUGUCGGCGCUCCCAAGAGUUGUGACCGAUAGGGGUGAGGUACAUAUUGGACAGUUAAAGCAAUUGCGCGCGCACCUGUAUAUCUCCUUAGUUUGAAGUUCAUUAUAGGUUCUUUUCUUAGGUUGAAGUAAUUCGCACCUGUUCCCUUCGCUCCUAACCAUACUGCUUGGUGUUUCAAACAAGCAAUUUGGGCAGUACCAACAUACUAUCUCUUCC
This is a messenger RNA of Blastomyces dermatitidis ER-3, 3196 nucleotides long. Its product is annotated as 30S ribosomal protein S7e. The record is from RefSeq and is a predicted model, not a curated record. The coding region runs from base 1 to 825 and encodes 274 amino acids. The transcript is spliced from 3 exons. Gene Ontology annotation, biological process: rRNA processing; translation; ribosomal small subunit biogenesis. Gene Ontology annotation, molecular function: structural constituent of ribosome. Lineage: Eukaryota; Fungi; Ascomycota; Eurotiomycetes; Onygenales; Ajellomycetaceae. Gene Ontology annotation, cellular component: small-subunit processome; cytosolic small ribosomal subunit; 90S preribosome.